Hydractinia symbiolongicarpus is the source of this 1710-nucleotide messenger RNA. RefSeq lists its product as uncharacterized. The record is from RefSeq and is a predicted model, not a curated record. NCBI's taxonomy places the organism in Eukaryota, Metazoa, Cnidaria, Hydrozoa, Anthoathecata, Hydractiniidae. The coding region runs from base 15 to 977 and encodes 320 amino acids. The transcript has 4 exons.
UUGUUUUAGAUUACAUGCAUUUGGUAUGUCUAGGGGUCGUUAAACGUCUACUGAAUUUCCUGAUUAAAGAUGGUCCAAGACUAUGCAAAUUAUCCAGAAAUCAAAUAACGUUAAUUUCCAGCAAGUUGGUUCAGCUAAAUGGUACACUUCCAUCUGAAUUUGUUCGUCAACCACGAUCACUGAACGAAUUCUGCAGAUGGAAGGCCACAGAAUUUAGACAAUUCUUACUAUUCACAGGGCCAAUUGUAUUAAAAGGUAUAUUGUCAAAGGAAGCCUUUACUCAUUUCCUAUCAUUAUCAAUUGCUAUCAAAAUCAUGUUGGAAUCUAAUGGUGGUAUCAGGUCUGCUUACUUGAAUUAUGCUCAUCAACUUCUGGAAUAUUUUGUGACAAAUUCACAAGAAUUUUAUGGAAAUUAUUUCUGCUCAUACAACGUGCAUAAUUUAAUUCAUCUAUCAUCUGACGUCGAGAAAUUCAACUUGCCCUUAGAUGCCAUGUCGUGCUUUCCAUUUGAAAAUUACUUGCAAAUUCUUUUUUAUGUGCUUACAGACUCAUCCAUCAUGUCACCAGAAGUCAGACCAUUGAUACAACAUCAAAACACAACACCAACACAUACACCACCAAAUAGUUUAAAGAGGAAGCAUGUCAGUCCAGUAAGACAAACACCAUCUGGAUCACAGAAUGCAGGUGGAAGUUCUGGAAACGAUCCCUUUCCUAUGUCGACAGGAAAGUUUCAGAAGAGGGUAUUGUAUCUCCUAACCGAUAUCAGGAAUUUGUUGGGAAGACAAAAUGAAAAAGCAGCAGAGCCGGACACAGCUCAACCACAGGAGCCAUUUGAACUGCUAAAGAGUGUUCAAGAGCUAAUAGAGUUUGAGGAGACAUUAAAAGACAAGUCAAACUAUGAUAGAUUGCUAUCCCAGUUAUCAAGAGUUGGUGGCUCAAAAAUUCGCGAAAAUGUGAAAAAUGUUCUGUUAAAGUGAGUCAAAGCAUAAGUACCCCUUAGAGAAUUUAAAAUGUACUAACCUUUGUUGUGUAGUUUACAGUGGUAGUGGAAAAUCACUUUGUUGUGCCCACAUGCUUCGUUUCAUCUUCUCCAUAAAAAAAUCGUGCACGAGGUCCAAGAAUUAUUUAAUUGAAUGAAUAGUUUACGGAAUGCGGCCCCGCAGCCUAAUGGACUCGCAACUAUAUAUUAAAUGCGCUUACGAUGUCGAUUGUUUUACUUUUAUUCCACUUUCAUUAUAGAAUCAUGAAUAAUGAAGUAAUGUCGGCACUCAACAUGAAAGGGAAGGGAAAAAGUGAAAAGGUUGGGUUUGCAAGGAUGAACUUAUAUAAAGCUGUUGUCGGUUAGUAAAAAAAUCCUAUUCCUAAUAUUCAAUUUAUAUAUGUGCUUGUAAGCGUUUUAGUUUGUUGUUGUUAAUUUAUUUAUUGUCGGUUAAAAUAUGUACAAAUAAAUACAAUAGCUCUUAUUAAAGUGCUAAUCCAAACCGACAAGUUUGUAUUAAGUUUUUCCCGCCAUUUCGAGGGGUCGACGUUCAGGGGGAAAAAUACACAUUAAUCUGAGGAAAUCUAUUUGUCCAGCUGUUGUACUGUAAACUACCUCCAUCAAUAUGUGAUAAGAAUUUUGUUACGUUGUAGAAACUGUUAUCAAACAUCAAAAGAAUGCGACAGAAGGAGAAGUUCGUGCGUGUACGGCAUCAAUCCUUAAAUAUGCAC